AUGGCUACCCCCGUUGUUCACGAUGCUGCUUGUAUCUUCUGCAAAAUCAUUAAAGGAGAAAUUCCUUCUUUCAAGCUAGUUGAAACCCCUCUGAGCUACUCUUUUCUGGAUAUCCAGCCCACAGCUGAGGCACAUGCUCUUAUUAUUCCAAAGUAUCAUGGAGCUAAAUUACAUAAUUUACCUGAUGAGUACUUGGCCGACAUCUUGCCAGUUACCAAGAAAAUAGCUAAAGCUAUCGGCAUUGACAAUGAUGGCCCAGACGGCCCAGGUUACAAUAUCCUACAGAACAACGGUAGGAUUGCCCAUCAGGUUGUUGAUCACGUUCACUUCCACCUUAUCCCAAAGAAUGAUGAGAAGACUGGUUUAAUUGUUGGCUGGCCUUCAAUAGAUACUAACCUAGACAAGUUGGGACAACUACACAAGAAGCUUCUUGAAAACCUCGAAAAAGGAGAAGCUGCCUGA
Molecule: messenger RNA, 462 nt
Organism: Eremothecium sinecaudum
Lineage: Eukaryota; Fungi; Ascomycota; Saccharomycetes; Saccharomycetales; Saccharomycetaceae
Gene: HNT1
Product: adenosine 5'-monophosphoramidase
Exons: 2
Coding region: 1-462 (153 amino acids)
Biological process (GO): nucleotide metabolic process
Molecular function (GO): catalytic activity
Source: RefSeq, a predicted model, not a curated record